GUCUGAGUGGUUUCGACGACAUGCCACCGCAGGUAUUGGUGACUACCCUCAAUGGAUUUCGCAUCUAGCGCUGAUGGACUUUCCUUUAGCAAUGCAACAGUACAUGCACGCCGUAUGUGACAGCAUCCGAUAACGUGGGUUCAUUCGCAGAAGACACCUCACUGUUCGUAACUUACGACUUACAUUGAUGUCGCAGUGCAUGGACAUGUCUUGCGCCUGCGUGGACAGCUACUUCACUUCCGCCGCCUCCUGCAUGGACUGCAUGUUGCCCUUGAUUCCCGACACGGGCAACUGCAGUGCAUCUGUGGUGGAAACAGAGUGGCAGGAAAGCAUAAAUGGUGAGCGUAUCCUCAGAGACAUUACUCGAGCCACGGCUAAAACCUUCGCAGAGGUCUACGAGCAAUGCCUCGCGAACGGCUUCGCGGUCAAUAGCGUGUCGCUGUCCUAUGCACCAACUGCAACGGGCCGAGUCAGCACGACGUCAUUAUCGGGUUCUGGCACGCCGCUCACCACUGCAGCCUCCGACGGGUCAACUACUUCAACGGCCGCCGCGAACGGAUCCACCAGUGGUGCGUAUCGUGUCUACAUCAGAGCGGCAAUCGUGUCACGAUCGAAACCCCUUAGGCACGGCGUCGGCUCGCCCGACCUCUUCAGCGAGCUCUGGUUCGGCAAUGUCGCCGGAGAAACUAACGGGAGCUGCUUUAAUGCUGCUGGCCGCAUUUCUCGCGUAGAGUCCGUUCUCUGUGGCCUCGACGUUGAGAUUCGUUCGCAUGUACUGCAGUGUUCUCAGUAGACGUGCCAAUGUCGACUUCGUGAGGGCGAAAAAGCUACAUUUGACACAUAAUCAUGCACGAAACGGAAGACAGGAGCACAGGAGAAAAAGGCUUCGUACUACAAGCAGAAAGAAGAACGACCGAAAAUUGGCAUUGAGACGCAGCAUCACGCUGAACCUCCGACCUCUGCGUCCAUGAAAACAUGUUAGUAUCACAGGCCACAUUAGAAUCGGAGUAUAAGUGUCGCGUACGCUCUACCAUGACAUCAAUGGAAUCUA
Molecule: messenger RNA, 1051 nt
Organism: Laetiporus sulphureus 93-53
Lineage: Eukaryota; Fungi; Basidiomycota; Agaricomycetes; Polyporales; Laetiporaceae
Exons: 1
Coding region: 188-793 (201 amino acids)
Source: RefSeq, a predicted model, not a curated record